Scomber japonicus (chub mackerel) is the source of this 1548-nucleotide messenger RNA. It is a transcript of the gene steap2, whose product is annotated as STEAP family member 2, metalloreductase. NCBI's taxonomy places the organism in Eukaryota, Metazoa, Chordata, Actinopteri, Scombriformes, Scombridae. Gene Ontology annotation, biological process: copper ion import. The record is from RefSeq and is a predicted model, not a curated record. Gene Ontology annotation, molecular function: ferric-chelate reductase (NADPH) activity; cupric reductase (NADH) activity. Bases 1 to 1548 code for a protein of 515 amino acids. Gene Ontology annotation, cellular component: plasma membrane; endosome. The transcript is spliced from 5 exons.
AUGGACUCCAUCUCUAUGAUGGGCAGCAACAGGAACCCUGUGUUCCUCACAGCAUCCUCCUCCCACUUCCUCCAUCACAGCCAGGCCUGUUUCCUGACCAACAGCAUGAAAAACGGUGGUGUUGGAGAUGGAGGGACCACCUGUCUGCCCGCUCAGCCCACAGUGGCUAUCCUGGGCUCAGGUGACUUCUCCAAGUGCCUGAGCAUCCGCCUGCUGCGCCGGGGCUUCCAUGUGGUGGUGGGCAGCCGUCAUCCUAAACUAGCAGCCCAGUCCUUCCCCCAUGUGGUGGAUGUGACACACCAUGAGGAUGCUGUGGGGAAGGCCAGUAUUGUGUUCCUAGCCAUCCGCAGAGAGCACUACUCUUUACUGUGGGACCUCAAGCAUUUACUGGAAGGGAAGAUCCUGGUAGAUGUGAGUAACAACAGGAGGGUGAACCAGUAUCCAGAGUCUAAUGCUGAGUAUCUGGCUUCACUGCUGCCAGACUCCACCGUAGUGAAAGGAUUCAACGUCAUCUCAGCCUGGGCCAUGCAGCAGUCCUGCCCCAAAGAUGCCAGCACACAGGUGUUCAUCUGCAGUGACUCUGUUGAGGCUCGUCAGCAGAUUAUGGAAUUAGCCCGCCAACUCAACUUCCAGCCGGUGGACAUGGGCACCCUGUCUUCUUCACGGGACAUUGAAAACAUGCCUAUACAGUUAUUUCCUGGCUGGAAAGGCCCCGUCCUCGCUGCUGUGGCCCUCUCCAUAUUCUUUUUCACCUACUCAUUUGUACGGGAUAUCAUCCAUCCCUAUGUCAAAAACAAACAGAGCGACUUCUACAAGAUCCCCAUAGAGCUGGUGAACCGGACACUGCCCACUGUUGCUAUCACCCUGUUAGCUCUGGUGUACCUGGCAGGUCAACUAGCUUCAGCUCACCAGCUUUACUAUGGCACCAAGUACAGGCAUUUCCCACACUGGCUGGAGGGCUGGCUGCAGAGCCGUAAGCAGCUGGGCCUCCUCAGCUUCUUCCUGGCUGCUGUCCAUGUUCUCUACAGCCUCUGUCUACCAAUGAGGAGGUCUGAAAGGUACCUGCUGCUCAACACCGCCUACCAACAGGUCCAUGCUAAUGUGGAGAAUGUGUGGAACGAGGAGGAGGUGUGGAGGGUGGAGAUGUACGUUUCUUUUGGGAUCAUGAGUCUUGGGCUCCUCUCGCUCCUGGCCAUCACCUCUAUCCCAUCUGUCCACAGCACACUCAACUGGAGAGAGUUCAGCUUCAUACAGUCCACUCUGGGCUACAUCGCCCUGCUCAUCGCUACCUUCCACGGUCUGCUGUUUGGCUGGAAGCGAGCCUUUGAGGAGGAGGCCUAUCGCUUCUACCUGCCCCCAAGCUUCGUCGUAGCCCUAGCCCUGCCAGUGUGUGUGAUUCUGGGGAAGGUGCUGAUGUUGCUCCCUUGUGUGGCCCAAAAGCUCCACCGGAUCCGCCGAGGCAUGGACAGCAGUCAGUACCGGUGUCAACGCCUGGAGCCAGUGGGCUCAGCUGCCCAUGUUUCACCUGAAAGAAUCACCAUCAUGUGA